AUGUUGGCAGGCUACGAGACAAGUGCUCGCGAGCAUGUAUUCAGGAGUCUCUUCAAGAGAGCCAGCGACAGCUUUGAUUCGGAAGACUUUGAGGAGAGCGAGCGCCUCUGCCGUCUUCUGUUGAAUUACGCUGAUCUCAGCAUUUACCACCAGGCAGGCUGUCAUCGUAUCCUUUCUCUCGGUGACGAGAACUUUCUCUGGCAUGCUGAACAAGCUGUGAACUUGUAUGAGCAACUCUUCUACCCUGACGGCGAGGCUCUUGCAGACCAUCUUCUCAGCGACGUCCAAGUUCGGAAACGGAACGAUAUCCUUCAACAUGCCUACAGCAAUCUUGCACAAGCUGAACAAGAUCAUUUCGAGAUACGGUGCGAUUACAUGGAGCGAUACGAUCGGUUCAAGGCCAUCUUUGGCUCAGAGUUCACAAUCGUUGUCGUGUUGAACCAUCGUCAAUCCCGGUACGUUAUCAAGUGGUCUGCGUCGUUCAGACCUCUCUCGUUGCCCGACGCCCUAGCUCUGGCCAACACAGACUUUCAACUUCAUUCACUACGCCUGGUCGCCAAGGUACGCGACGUCGUGCAUCACACCACAUACGCAUACUACGCUCUAUUACCGGUCCUCCCACUACAAACCAACUUCCACACAUCAGCAACGAUGUCACAAGAACCAGCUUCGAGGCAGAUCGACCUGCGCACACCCGAUGAAGACUUCGAGAAGCGCGCAGAUCAAUCUGACAACGACGUCGUUGACGACAUGAACGACGAGAUCAGCAACCACUUCGACGGCACGAACGACGUAAUCGGUGGUGACCACGAUGAGUACCCAUGCCUUCCUCGCCUUCUCAAGUUCAUCUCGACUUCAUCCACAAAACCACCCUCAGAAGUUGUGAGAAAUGGGAUCUCAUUCGUCUCGCCUACAUCGCAAAGGGGCUGCUCAAUGGCGAGUGGGAUCAAGCCCCUCCACCCCUCGAACCAAAGAUCAGCGCGUUAA
Molecule: messenger RNA, 987 nt
Organism: Aureobasidium subglaciale EXF-2481
Lineage: Eukaryota; Fungi; Ascomycota; Dothideomycetes; Dothideales; Saccotheciaceae
Exons: 3
Coding region: 1-987 (328 amino acids)
Source: RefSeq, a predicted model, not a curated record